AUGUCAAAAUUGAUAGUGUAUCUUGUUUUCAUCAUUUAUUGUGCUAAUCAGGCACAAAACGCAGGAGGAAGAGCAGGAGGACAAGCAGGACCAGCAGGUGCAGCAGGUGCAGCAGGAGUAGCCGCUGAAGUUGUCACAAAUUAUAGAGCUGACAAGUUAUGGGAUGAUGACUUAUUAAUGGAGACAACGCAAGUAGAAGAAUCAACACUGACGAAUUGUGACACAAUGAAAGAUGGAAGAUUAUUUAUUUUGGAUGAAAAACCGUUGUUAUUGAUGAUAAAUAGUGUUAAUCUGAUAAAGUGA
Brugia pahangi is the source of this 303-nucleotide messenger RNA. The record is from the annotation of a GenBank genome assembly. NCBI's taxonomy places the organism in Eukaryota, Metazoa, Nematoda, Chromadorea, Rhabditida, Onchocercidae.